AUGUCUUCUCGGUUUUGCUGUCAUUUAAGGGCAAAUUGGAAGUCUGUAGGUCAUUUCCUCUUACGCCUCAUAAACACGUAUGUUGAGCUUUGUGCGUGUAGCCUAACGUUAUGCUUUGGGCCAGGUAUUAGCCUGCUAGUUACCUUGCUGUAUAGAUAGAUAUAUCAGUGUGCGGCUUUCGUUUCCAGCCACCAUGCUCUGUAAAUGUAUUUAGAGAACAGACGCUGUGUCACUUAGUAGUUUGUUAGCUACUGACAAUACUCUGUUAACAUGCAUUGUGUUAAAACCGAUGCACGGUAACAGCCCGAGCAAGGUAGCUAGCGGUAGAGGAUAUGCUAUGCUAACUUUUUUGCAGCUGUUGAGUUCACCAUAUGUUUUUGCCUUGUAGAAAUCCAUGCAUACGUCAAAACAUUGGAAAUCAUUCAGUCAAUUGUUCAAUUUCUAGAAUUGUGAAGUGCUUUAGGUUCCACCGGCGUGACUCAUAGUUUGUGUAUAAAGGGGUGACUUCAUUGUGCAAGCGACACAGGAGCCCUAAUGCCCUUUUCUCUUGAACGUGUUAUUAAAAUCAAUGACGUGAUGAUUGUGUUCAAUGACUGCAGAUGGACCAUUAGAUCAAAACUGCCCACUGAUACGAAAUUAGAUGUGGCUUUAAUGGAGCCCGGAAGUCUCUCUCUCUCUCUCUCUCGCUCUCUCUCUCUCCAGUCUCCUGUAAUUGUAUCAAGAAACAAUUUAGUUCAGUCAGCUUUCUUUCCACUGGAGAAAAUGUCCGCUCACUUCCUCUAUCCAUUUCCAUGAUGGACUGUUUGAACUGAUAGGGAGGAAGAAAGUUGCUUACAAGGUCUGCAAGACUAGAUAUCCUAUUUCACUCUGAAAAUUGUUGAGGAUAUGAGAUGAUUUUUGUUUUCUGAAAUUAAACUUUACUUAAUCUUAAUCUUUCUGAAGGAUGAAAAAGAAUCUCAAAAGCAAACCCAAACUCAACCUCUUGCUGACAAGAGGGAAUGUUUCUUUGCAUGCAGAUUAGCCCUAGUUAUGAAAAGAAAUCCGGGUUCGGGAAAUGUUGUGUAUUACUUUCUAUUUUGAUUUAAUUUGAAUUAGGCCUACUUCCCUUCCUAACCAUGGAUUGGAAUAUGUCUGCAAUUGACUAAGAAUGUCUCACAAAAAUGUCUAUAACCUAAAACAUAGAUAGAUAGAUAAUAUUAGGUACUAUUAUUCAUCCCAAGGGAAUUAAAUAUGUAUAAGACAAUAUCCCUGUGCACUGGCUCUUUUUGGAUCCCAGGUCCUGGUAAUACGCAGGAAUAUCAGACUUCAAAAGUAAAGAUCUUCACCGCGCACACUGGUAUAAUAUUACUGAUUGUUUAUUGAGCAUGAACAACAACGCUUCUCUAAAUAAACAAUCUGUAAUAUCAUACCAGUGUGCGGUUAUCAUCUUAAAUAAAAUAUCUUCUUAAUAUAUCUUCUAAAUAUCGUCUUAACCUAGCAAAACAAAUCUCAUUUGGAGAGUGGAUUGCCACACUCACUCAAUGAGCCACGACCACAAGCCUACUUAGAAGAACAAUGACUUGCUUAUUCACACGCUCUCCUAUGCCGGCAUGGGCACAGUAACUCUCACAUCAUUUCCUCUGUCAUCCAAUCCUACUCAGAAGAGCCUGGCGAUAGAGUGGCAGAUGAAGGAAAAGUAGCAUUCUUCCCCACUCCAUCCUCUCUCAUGACAUCCUCCCCCUUGUCUGCCAUGUGUCCUUGUUUCCCCCCAACUUCUAGCCUCCCUGCCUUGCCCCCUCCCCUCGGUUCUGCCCUUCUGCCACCCUCCAGUUCCCCCUUCCCUCAUGCUGUGGAUGAAGCAGCGCCACUGCCAGCCUGAUGACUGCCUGGAUCGUUCUGCCUGUCAGCUUGUCUGCCUUCUCCAUCACUGGAAUAUGGAUAGUCUAUGCUAUGGCUGUCAUGAACCACCAUGUUUGUCCAGUAGAAAACUGGUCGUACAACGUCACAUGCACAGAGGAACCCUCUAAACCAGGCUUUCCAAAGACAUGCUGCACCAUUCAGGAUAUCCCCCUCAUAAGUAAAUGUGGAUCCUUCCCUCCUGAAAGCUGUCUAUUCAGCCUGAUUGGUAACGUGGGAGCGUUCAUGGUUGUGAUGGUGUGCCUUUUGCGCUAUGCUCAGAUGAUUGAGCAUGGCCACGGCUGCUGGAUCAACACUGGUGGCUUGGUGGCUGGGUUCGGCAAUGCUGUUGGCUUAGUCAUGGUGGGGAAUUUCCAGGUGGACCAUGCUAAGACUCUCCACUAUGUGGGGGCUGGUGUGGCGUUCCCAGCCGGAAUGGUGUUCGUGUCCCUGCAGUGUCUGCUCACCUACCGGGUGGCCCUUACUGCCCUGGACUACUGGAUGGCACACGUUCGGGUUGGCCUGACUGUGGGCGCUCUGGUUUCACUCGUCCUCAGUGGUGCUUUCUUCAUCCACGAGAGCUUUGUCCUGCAGCAUGCAGCAGCCAUCUGCGAGUGGGUCUUCACUGUGGUCAUCCUAGUCUUUUAUGGUACCUUUACCUACGAGUUCGGCACGGUCACCAGCGAGACCAUGAUGGCCGGCCUGCAGCGCGGCUGCCACCAGAGCUCCAGCAUGAUCCUGGGCGGGAGCGAGCGGCUGGGGGGCCUCGGCAGCGGGAGUGCCAAGGGCCUCAAGUCCCCCGGGGGGAGCAGCACCUCCACCCACCUGAACUGCACACCAGAGAGCAUUGCCAUGCUGUAGGUCCCCGUCAACCCUGGUCACGUGUCCUGCGGAACGUACGCCGCUCCUGUGGAGGUGACCGGUACUUUUUAGAUGAAGUGGACCAGGAGAGAGAGAGAGAGAGAGAGAGGGAGGGAGGCUGAGGGAAAGAUGAUUGCUGCAUAAGGAUAGAGGAAUGUUUGAUGGCUGUGCUAGUUUUUGUGUGUGUGCGUGUGUAUGUUUGUUGUAUUAACCCGUCCGGGUGACCCUCAAUCUCAAGCCCUUUAGGAAGUGCUCUUGAGAAGAAUGUUCUACAUAGACAAACUUGAUUGCCAGAAAUUUACUAAAAAUGUUCACAAUGCUAGAUAUUUCGCACAUGAUCGCUGUACGUUUACCUCAAAUGUGAGGUAGAGAGAGCUUUGAGGCUUGGCCCCUUUCACGUUUUUAACCCUUCAGCAGGGGAGUUUUGAACAUUCUAAGAGAACAUUCUGUUCCGCAACAAUGUAGGGUUCUAAAAUUCCAUGUUGAAUUCAAUGAACCCAGAUAUUCUUUAGAGCGUUCAAUUUCCAACAUUCCCGUCACACCGGUGUGACGGUACCGGCUUAAGGGUUUUAAGACCCCUAGGUGGAUUUGUUUGGAGUUUGACAGGUCCCUGUGGUUCAGGAUGCUGGCAGUCCUUUCUCACUAUGGCAAAGCUGAUUACUUUUGCACACAACAAAAUUAAUACUGAGUUUCCUUUUGAGAAUGUUCUUGUUUUGUGAUCAAUGUAGAAUUAGAGAUGAUUUAUUGAACACCUCUAAUUUUGUAAUAGAGGUGGAGAUCUUGAAUUGUAAUAGAAAUGCGUAUGGGUUAAGAUGAAUCAUGAAUACAGCAUUGUUUUGUUUUUUUCACCACUCCACUAAAUAUAGCAAAGUUUUGCUCCUGGUCAUUGUAGAAAAGCACAUUAUGUUGGCAAUUUGAACGGUUAUUUUUAAGAUGAUUGCAUGUACAUACUGUUGGUAAAAAAAAAAAAAACAUUUUCACCUUUGACGCCAUACUCAAAACAAGUGCCGUUGUCUGAGAUUAACAGUGACUUCAGCAAGCUUGUGAAACUGCAGCUGUUUUCCUAUCACUGUGGUAUGAUUGGAUACUACAAUUCAAUGUAUUUUUUGAGAUCUGUUUGAAUCAUUAUUAUCACAGAGGGCAUAUUCUAGGCAAUUUGUGCUGUUGUCGUUUCUAUACCAAUAUCUAGCUGCCAUGUUGUAUUCCUGCCUAUUUGUGUUAGCCAGGAUAGCACAGUAGUGCUGUAACUUACAGAGUACAGGAACAUUCUUUACUGCCUUUUUGCUUCACUGGUUCAUGUAGCAAAUUGCAUAGCCUACUCCUGGCCAAUGUCAACUGGAGAUGGCACUCUGAAUUGUCCACACUGAAACUGGCAAAUGUCUGUGCUGAUUGUUUUGGUGCCUAGGCUGGUUCCUGGGAAGCCUUAUUUUAACCACAACUUGUUUUAAGGUGGCAUUUAUGGAUGACCUCUGUGUCCAGUCAGACUCUUCAUGUUACUUCCUGUGUCGGAUACAAACAACAAUACAGAAACCACCACUAUGAUCAGUUUAGCCAUGCUACAGAUCAUCCUCUCAGGUCCUGUCUACUUUGUCCUCAAGGCCAUAUGCUUUUGCUUUUGAUGGUGGCGUCCCCUGGUGGGCACUGGUGUGAACUACAACUCUGCCAUCCACACUGCCACACUUGUUUUUACCAAAUGCCAUUUAUCACAAUGGGUGGAAUCUUUCUGACGCUGAGGUCCUUGAUAGAGCCAAAGCGCCACUGAAUACAACCUUCAUCUGCCGCAACAUGUUGAUUAUCCUCUCUUGUGUACAAUCACUGGAUGGUUGGAGAACCACACCAGAAGCAUUUACAAUUACUUUUACAUUAGCUACCUCUGAUUGCUGGCUAGCGUGCUUUUCAGGGGGAAGCGUGUGUGUUUGUGUGUGUGUGUGUGUGUAUGGGAGUGGGGGGUGUAUUUGACUCAGUAGUGUACAGAAGGAAAAAACCAGGUUGUGCAUGCAUACUUUAUGGAUUUGUUUUUGUUGACCCUGGCCAUAAAUAUUACUAGAGAUUACUAUAUAUGGCUAGGUGGUCUGGUGUGUGUGUGUGUGUAAGGUAUUUGAGCUGUAGCCAGAGGGAUAAUCUUGUUUGAGACGUUUUACAAUGUUAUUUACCAGCAAAAAUAUCAACAUUUAAAAUCAGUUUAACAGAGGAAAGACAUAUGUGAUCACCACAAUUCUCCUCCAUGUUGCAAUAUAAGUGUCAAACAUGUUUUACCAUGUUGUAUUUUUGGCAUCUCAAUACUCACCUCCCUCUACAUUUUUGGUGUGUAUAUAGGCUCAUGGAAAUAUAUAUUAUCUGUGUGCUGUUCACCUCCGUAUGUAAGAAACAUAUACAGAGUAUUCCCUAAGCCUUACUUAUUUUUGUGUUGGAGCACUACAAGAUCAUUAGAAAAUGCACCAUACUUGUAUACAUGUAUAUGUCAGGGGUGCUUAUAAUUACAGUUUCAGUGGCUUUUCAUUAUUUUUCACUGUAAUGCACUCCCAAUGUUUUUAUCUUAUGUCUUUCAUACAUGGAGUCUUUCAUACAUGGACUUAUCAUUGUUACUUUUCAUCUCUGUGCAGGAUGACGAUGAAUUGCUCUAUAGUUAAAUCAAAUGUUCACCUCAGUCCAGUUCAAAUUAGUUUUACUGGCAUGUAGUUUCAUCAAAGCAUUAAAUAGAUUGUCUCCAUAAACUGUUUUAAUGCAUCAAACAUUUCUGACCACAUUUGAACUACGAUUGGUGCCAAUUAUGUAAAAUCACCACGAACCUCUACUAUUCCAGCUUCCACUUCAGUGUGUUUUGAUGUCUAAAACCAAAACGAAUCCCACACAUGGCAUGUAAGAAGACGGUUCACAUUACUAUUCAAUAUUUCUGCAAUGGGUUACUGUAAAAUGUUGUUGUUACCAGAAUGUCAAACAUGAUGGUCUCCAAGCCCUUAACCCCUUUUUUGAUUCAUAAAAUACUUUACUGUGUAAACAGAAAAAGCACAUCUUGAAGCCUUGUUUUGAAGUCCCACCUUGACUUAGUUUUCACCCACUGUGAAUGUGAUCGGUUACGUAUUGUUUGGUUAAUGUGGCCAUUUUUGGGAAGGAAAUGUAAACAACAACAAAUGCCACCAGCUCUGAGAGCUUUUCUUUUUAAAAGUUGCAUUUCUAUCUGUUCUACUGUUUGUAAGUCUCUUUUUAAAAUACAAAAACACAAUGAUAUUUUUAUGUGGUGAAUUUGGAUAAUUGAGUGGGUGAAACCAAAUGUCAGUAAGAUAAGUGACUGAAUGUUUUUUUUUUUCUUCUUUUCUUGUAUAAAUGACUGAUUUGUGUUGCUUUCAAUUCUGAUUUCUUUUUGUCAAGAGAUUUAUAUUCAAGUAAGAAAUAAACUGAAUCUGAAUUUG
This is a messenger RNA of Alosa sapidissima (American shad), 6146 nucleotides long. It is a transcript of the gene tmem150aa, whose product is annotated as transmembrane protein 150Aa. The transcript is spliced from 7 exons. Gene Ontology annotation, biological process: protein localization to plasma membrane. Lineage: Eukaryota; Metazoa; Chordata; Actinopteri; Clupeiformes; Clupeidae. The record is from RefSeq and is a predicted model, not a curated record. Bases 1858 to 2736 code for a protein of 292 amino acids.